Molecule: messenger RNA, 4807 nt
Organism: Chelmon rostratus (copperband butterflyfish)
Lineage: Eukaryota; Metazoa; Chordata; Actinopteri; Chaetodontiformes; Chaetodontidae
Gene: naa25
Product: N-alpha-acetyltransferase 25, NatB auxiliary subunit
Exons: 24
Coding region: 24-2942 (972 amino acids)
Biological process (GO): N-terminal peptidyl-methionine acetylation
Cellular component (GO): cytoplasm; NatB complex
Molecular function (GO): protein-N-terminal amino-acid acetyltransferase activity; protein binding
Source: RefSeq, a predicted model, not a curated record
UUACCCAGCAGGUAAACUCCACCAUGGCGGCUAGAGGCCAUGUGCAGGACCCCAACGACAGGAGGCUCAGACCCAUAUACGAUUAUCUUGAUAAUGGCAACAAUAAAAUGGCGAUACAGCAGGCAGAUAAACUGCUGAAGAAACAUAAGGACCUGCACUGUGCCAAGGUCCUCAAAGCAAUUGGUCUUCAGAGGACUGGAAAGCAGGAUGAAGCUUUCGCUCUGGCCCAGGAAGUGGCCACGCUUGAGCCCACUGAUGACAACUCGCUACAAGCUCUGACUAUACUGUACAGAGAGAUGCAUCGUCCUGAGCUGGUUGCCAAGCUGUACGAAGCUGCAGUGAAGAAGGUUCCCCUCAGCGAGGAGUAUCACUCUCACCUCUUCAUGGCGUACGCCCGGGUGGGGGAGUACAAGAAGAUGCAGCAGGCAGGAAUGGCCUUGUACAAAAUCGUCCCCAAGAAUCCGUACUACUUCUGGUCUGUCAUGAGUCUGGUGAUGCAGGCCAUCUCAGCACAAGAUGAAAAACUGGCCCAGACCAUGUUCCUGCCUCUGGCUGAGCGCAUGGUGGAGAAAAUGGUCAAGGAGGAGAAGAUUGAAGCUGAAGCAGAGGUGCAGCUGUAUUUCAUGAUCCUGGAGCGUUUGGGAAAGUGUGUCGAGGCUCUCGACGUGAUCAGGGGCCCACUCGGGGAGAAACUGACCAGCGAGCUGCAGAGCAGAGAAAACAAGUGCAUGAUGCUCUAUCAGAGGCUACAACGCUGGCCGGAGUGCAACGCUUUGGCCCACAAGCUGCUGCUUAAAAAUCCCGACGAUUGGCAGUUCUAUCCCUCCUACUUCGACUCUCUCUUCCACCUGAUCGACCAGUCGUGGAGUCCGCCGGAGGAAGGCGAACACUGUUCGGAGGGCUCGGUUCAUCACACCGUGGCUGAGGUGGUGAGGUUUGUGGAGGAGAGAAUUAAAGGGGAGGACGGCAAAGAGUCUCGCUCACUCAGAGGACCCUAUUUAGCUCGGCUUGAAUUAAUGCACAGACUGAGAGAGCGGGGCUGUCCUGAAGAAAGCCUGCUAGGUGAGCCUUUAGAGCUAAUGGUGCAGUUCUUUGGGAAGUUUGGAGACAAACCCUGCUGCAUCACCGACCUAAAACUAUACCUCCACCUGCUUUCUCCUGAUCAACACGUUCAGUUCGUUAACCGUCUGAGCGAGGCGGUUCCGCUGGGGGAGCGGGGAGAUGAGGGAUUUGCUUUCCCGGAGGACACCAAAGCGCUGCAGAGGCAUUUGUGUGUGUGUCAGCUGAGUCGAGCUCUCGGCCUGCAUCACUCUCUCGACGUGGAGGGAAAACUGCGUCUCAUCGCGGAGCUCAAAGCUCACUAUCGUCACGGGCUCAAGUUUGGGACGACCGCUCUGAAGACGGAGCUGCAGUUUUCUGACAUGUAUUGUCUCAUGGCAGCUCACGUGUACAUCGACUUGUGGACGGAGACCGGCGAUGAGAACAUGGUGUGGCAGGGUUUGGGCGUCCUCCAGGAGGGUCUGUCUCACAGUCCCUCCAACGCCCAGUUCAAGCUGCUGCUGCUGCUCCUCUACUGUCACCUGGGAGCCUUUGAGCCCGUAGUGGACCUUUACUCCAGCCUGGACGCCAAGCACGUACAGCACGACACCAUAGGGUUCCUGUUAACACGUUAUGCUGAGUCAUUGGGUCAGUUUGCUGCAGCCUCCCAGUCCUGUAAUUUCUCCCUCAGGUUUUUCCACUCAAACCAGAAAGAUACCUCAGAGUAUAUCAUCCAGGCGUACAAGUACGGAGCGUUUGAGAAAAUCCCAGAGUUCAUUGCUCUCAGGAACAGGUUGAACCAGUCGCUGCACUUUGCUCAGGUCCGCACUGAGAGGAUGCUGCUGGACCUGUUCCUCGAGGCCGAUAUAGUGUUGAGUCUGGAGGAGAGUGUGAAGGCCAUGUCUUUGUCUGCAGAGGAGGACGACAUCCCCUGGGACAACAUGAGGGACAACAGGGACCUUACUGUUUUCACCAGCUGGGACCCUAAAGAGAGACAGUUAACUGACGAACACCGGCGUCGCUCUCUCGAGGAAGAAUCUGUCUGGCUGAGAAUACGCUCGCUGACUCUUCGUCUCCUCGCCUCUCUGGCCGAGCUCGGACACUCGCCCUCGCAACAGAACUCUGAGAUGGCCAACGAGAACGGGGUCGGAGACAAGACCUCGAUCCUCGGCAGCCUGCUGUCCCAGCUCAACCAGACUCUACAGACGGCGGCUCAGAUUGCAGAAAAACGCAUGCAGUAUCCAUUCCUGGGACCACCCUCCACCCGCCUGGCCCCCGCUCUGUCCAGUGGCAGCUGUCAGUGUCAGGCCGCAGCCCUGCAGCUGUCGGUCCACCUGCAGGAGCUGGAGACAGUCGGACUCGACGAGUCGACAGAGCUUCAGACCCAGAUCUGUAACGGUUUCAAAUCAUUAGUAGUUCAGCUUCAAGAAAUACUGAAUAAAUGCAAAGGAGAUUUAUUGGAAAUGAAAGAGAGCAAAUUAAAAACCUCGCCCUCCUUAUUAGAAAACCUAAUCUUCUUUGUUGAGACGGUCUGCAUAGUGUUGUGGAUGGCGAGUCACUGUGCCAAGAUCCUCAGACCACUCAAGACUAGUCUACAGAAGAAGAAGAAGAAGAAGAAAAAGGAUGCAAACACAGCUCUGCCAGCGGUGGUGUGUGGCUUUCAGGAGCUGACGGGGAGCUUGCAGGACCUGCUUACCCAGGCUUUGGAGCAUAUAAAGGGGCAAGAGACUGGCAUGACAGCCCUUAAACUGGCCAGUUUAAGCUUGGACGAUUACCCACAGGACGAGGCUGCGUUUAUGAAGGCUGCUAUGGACAAGGUGCAGAGCAGUUACCUGCGCUCGCUGCAGGAGGUCGGAGAUCUGCUCAAGAAGAGAGCGGAAACUAUAAAGAACCUCAAGAUCUGAAAAACCAUCGCACACCCCCAAACAAAGACGACUAUACUCCCACCAUCUGCCCCCAGUGUCCCACACCUCCAUCUGUCAGCCCAGCAGCUAACCCACGAGUCGGACGCUCCCCGCCGGUCCGACCGACCCGCCCGAGCACACCGUCGUUACUGACCUCCUCCCUCUCCUGCGUCUUUCUCCAUCUGGAUUUUUUUCUUUUCUUUUCUUCAGCACACCUCUGGGACAUUUGCAACUCUUAUAGCACACAAGCUUGUAAGUAAACUCAUGAAUUUAUACAGCAGUUCUAAGAGAAAAUGAGGAAAAAACAGACACGCUCCUUUUAAAUAAAAUAAAAAAAUAGAGCAAAUUAGGAAAAAUGAAUAAGCAGUUUUAGAUGAGCUAAUCUAAUAAAUUAUUGUACAUAGCAAAGAGCAACUACCACCACAAUAUAAGACACAAUAAACCACUAUCCUGUUUGUCAGUUAUGUUUCCUCUUUAUUCCUCACUUUGUUUUUCUGGUGACCCUGAGCACGCACGCACGCACACACACACACACACACACACACACACACACACACACACACACAGGACUGUUAACACUAAGGAGGAAAGUUCUGUCAAUGUGCUGCUUUUCCAGCUGUUUCUCCAUCAAAGAGCAAACGGGCACAAUUUUGCAUUGAACUGUUGAAGCAUUGGAUACGCGACUACCUGCAGACUGAAGUUUCCUAUUCAAGAGUUCUUUUCUCGCCCUCUUUUCUUCUUCUUCUGAUUUUAUUUUUUUGCUUUGUGUAUCCUGUGUGUCGCCUUGGUGGAACCACCUCUGUAGUUGCAGUAUUAUAAAGAGCAGCGGUGGGAUGAAUUCAAUCACCAGGACGUUUUUUUUUUAAAGAACCUGAAAAAUCUCGUCUGCCGCUAUUGUUUCCUCUUUCUUUCUUUCUUUCUUUCUUUUUGUUUAUUACUAGUUGAAGUGGUGCUUGUAAACUUGUCAAUCAUGGAAUCGGGUUGUUCAGCACAAAAAACAAAUUCAGGCAUGGAUCAAAUAAUCAGACUGGACUGAUUCUAAUUAUCUAAGAGACCAUGUGUGAAUAUCUCAAGAUGAAUAUUCACCAAAAACACGAUGCAUCGUUUCCUCUGAUGCUGCAGCCAUAGAAAGUCUUUCUAGCAAAGAGAAAUUCAGUUAAUCAGAUGCUGGACUGCAGGUUUUGGCCUACAGUGUGUUCCAGUUCAGUUCAGACCAGAACAUUUUGCUUCCUUUGGCCCAGAUCUGAUUGCACAGGCAGUUAUUUUCAGAUGCAGCUCUGUAGAAUAAUGUGCUCUGUCACAAACAGCCAACGGCUCGCAGACAAACAUUGGACCUAAGUGUAAAUAAAAGUCGAGGCAGCCUUUUUUGGAAACAUGGUGUGAAAGGACGUUAGUGUGUUUUUAAAGCCGCUGCAGUAGAUUUACUCUGUGUUGAUGUUUUUGUCAUUCCCACUGAAGACCACCCCCCAAAAACGUGAACCAAAACAAUGUCAUCAUCUUCUCAGUUUGUGAACAAUGAGCAUCUUCUAUUCUAACCAGUGACAGUUUACAGGAGGAGCACUGACUGCAGGUUGAUUUGGCAGAUCGACGUGAGGAAAUGGUCGAUCCUCCCCUUCCUGUUUGUCUUGUAGACACACACAAUCACACACAUCUGCUAAUAAAUGCCUUUUUUUGAAACCUCGAGCCCAUCUGUGGUCGAAUGGAUCCGGCUGGAGAGAAGAUGUUUGUUUAUCAGACUUCAUGUGUUGUUGUUGAGGUUCAGAAUAAUGGUUGACAAUCUGCAGCGUCAUCUCACCACCCCCUUUUGUUAGAAAAUGGAAAACAGAAACACUGGAAUGUCAAGCUUUUUUAAAUAAAAAAGUUAA